AUGGGGGACCCAAACUCUCGCAAGAAACAGGCUCUGAACAGGCUGCGCUCCCAGCUAAGGAAGAAGAAAGAGUCUCUGGCUGACCAGUUUGACUUCAAGAUGUACGUCGCCUUUGUGUUCAAAGACAAGAAAAAGAAGUCAGCUCUGUUCGAAGUGGCUGAUGUUAUACCAGUUAUGACUAACAAUUAUGAAGAAAAUAUACUGAAAGGUGUGCGGGAUUCCAGCUAUUCCUUGGAAAGUUCCCUUGAGCUUCUGCAGAAAGGAUGUUGUACAGCUUCAUGCACCUCGCUAUCAGUCCAUGCGCGGAGGGAUGUAAUUGGGUGUACUCAAGAGAUGGACUUUAUUCUUUGGGCCUCGGGAAAUGAUAUAGAGAAGAUUGUUUGUCUUCUGUUUUCAAGAUGGAAGGGAUCUGAUGAGCCCUUUAGGCCUGUUUUGGCCAAGUUUGAAUUUCAUCAUGGUGAUUAUGAAAAACAUCUUCUGCACGUACUGAGCCGGAAGGACAAGACUGGAAUUGUUCUGAACAAUCCUAGCCAGUCAGUGUUCCUCUUCAUCGACAGACAGCACUUGCAGACUCCUAAAAGCAAAGCCACGAUCUUCAAGUUAUGCAGCAUCUGCCUCUACCUGCCACAGGAACAGCUCACCCAUUGGACGGUUGGCACUGUUGAGGAUCACCUUCACCCUUACAUGCCCGAGUAA
This is a messenger RNA of Staurois parvus, 696 nucleotides long. The record is from the annotation of a GenBank genome assembly. NCBI's taxonomy places the organism in Eukaryota, Metazoa, Chordata, Amphibia, Anura, Ranidae.